AUGAACCAGCUGCAGGCUUUGCUGAAUGACAGUCUUAUCAGAACAAAGCAUGUGGAAAAAGCAGCUAUCAUCAACAUAAAGGAAAGACAAGUCUGUGCAUCAAUCUUUGGAUUUAAUGUACUGCCAAAGAAUGCUUUAGACCUUAUCUAUGCUUUCUGCAAGAACUUAUUGAAAGUUAGAAGGGGAGGACUCUGCUUCAAGAAGCAUUAUAAAUGUGUCCAUGUGGAUAAGCAUUCCAUCUGUCUUCAAAAUCCAGAUGGCGGACUGAUAGUUGUGAAGACAAAGACUUUCAUCCUGGUUGCUACUUACAAAGCGGGCAUGUGUCUCAGUGUGUACGUGGAAGCUGUGGAGAAACUAGCAGACUACUUUAGAGAGAAAGGUAGCUGAAUGUGCAGAAAACCUGAACGUCAUUAAGCUCCAAAGGACUGCUCACAAGGUGGUAAAGUAUAGAAGCUUGAAGCAUUAUCC
This is a messenger RNA of Melopsittacus undulatus (budgerigar), 468 nucleotides long. It is a transcript of the gene PFN4, whose product is annotated as profilin family member 4. The record is from RefSeq and is a predicted model, not a curated record. Gene Ontology annotation, molecular function: actin monomer binding. Gene Ontology annotation, cellular component: cell cortex. NCBI's taxonomy places the organism in Eukaryota, Metazoa, Chordata, Aves, Psittaciformes, Psittaculidae.